This is a messenger RNA of Fraxinus pennsylvanica, 768 nucleotides long. NCBI's taxonomy places the organism in Eukaryota, Viridiplantae, Streptophyta, Magnoliopsida, Lamiales, Oleaceae. The record is from the annotation of a GenBank genome assembly.
AUGCCUUCAACCAUAAGGAAUCUCGAGAAAUUGGUGACAUUGGAUAUUGUAGAUGCAGCUUUUUAUUGUAAUUUGCCAAGAACUAUUUUCAGGAUGAAGCAUUUGAAGCAUUUACUCUUAGGCCAGGAUAAAAAGUUUGAGUCUAACAAAUGGACAAAUUUGAAUGUCAGAAAUGAGGUGUAUUUACCGAACAUAGAAACUUUAGAUUAUGUGUCUGGUACCAUUUUGAAAGCUAGCUCAUUACAAGAACUCUCCAACUUGAGAAAGCUGGGUUUAAAUGAGAUUAAUGACCAACAUAUAAAUGUAAUAUCUGGUGAAACACCCAUAUCGAAGAAGCUCCAAUUCUUAUAUUUGUGCUUCACUAAGAAGUUUGAGAGGUUAGACCUGUCCCGCUAUGACCAUCUUGCUGAGUUGAUUCUGAUGGCUGAUUCUGAUUUUCCAUUCAUGCUUGACACCAUCGAAUUCCCUCCAAACCUUACCUACCUUGGCCUUUGGUUCAUGAAAUUCACUGAGGAUCCAAUGAAGGUACUAAAGGAACUACCUAAAUUAGAGAGCCUUGAAGUGAUCAGUUGUACAUACAGCCAGUCAAUCACACUGAAUUUCUCAGGAGCAAACAGCUUUCCAGAGCUUCGAGAGUUGGCAAUUGGAGGAACUGGCAUUCCGGAGUUGAUUGUGGAUCAAACAGGGAUGCCAAAGCUUUCCAAGUUUGUGUGCUACCGACAAGUUUCAAAUGUUCCCGAGAGACUACGUGAAAUAAUGGAGCCUUGA